GCGGAGGCACGGCGGAGGCAGGGCUCAGAGCCUCGGACUGAGAAAAGAGCAGUGAGCAAUGAGCAGCAAACAUUUUCACAAAUUGUUUUUGACUGCGCUGCUUUAAAAGGCACGGGCAGAUCGUAGCAUUCUCUGGAAAAUUCCAAUAACAAAGAUUGGACUAUUGAAGCUAGUAGCACUAGCGCCGACGACAUCGUGUAUGGGCAGCGGCAGCUCUCUGCCGCUCUCUCCAAGAACGAGAGUUGUUGGGUAGGGCUCUGCUUCUCUUUUCUAGUUUUUGUGCGUAUAUAUAAGAUAUACAUAUAUAUAUUUUCGUUUCGGCACUUACAUAAGAUAUAUAUUUGAGUUCUUUUGUGACGGGGCAAGUCCCGGGUUCAAAGCUUGUCCAGUCGAAUCUGGAAGUAAGCGAUAUCGGUCACUCUUCUGUGACAGUGAGUUUGAUUUAGUGGGGAUAUGGACGGAAUGGCAAACGUGGCAGAGGAGUAUGACGCACUCCGUCGCGUUCUGACGGCGAAGGCUAAGGACGACGUACUCAAGGGCAGCACCGCUGGCGUGCUGGGUGAGGUUGGUAAGAAGGGGCAGACUGUGCCAUCUUCAUCGGCAGCGACCCAUACCAAUGCCCUCUUAACGAUUGUUUCAAAAGAUAACGUGGAGUUACUGGAGCCAGCGAUUCAGAAGGCCCUGAGGAUAAUCGCUAAGACAUCGAAGAGCAGCUGUGCGGCGAGCUUAUCGACAGAGGAUGUGCUGAGUAACGGAGGCUCGAGCAGCAGCAGCGUGCCACUGAGUGACAACGGCGAGAACGGUGGAAACAGCACCAAAAAUGCCGAUAGCUGCAUGAGAGCCGAAGAGACCACGACCUUUACACAGGAGGAAGCUGACGAUUUGUUGAGGGACAAGCUGUUGCAGUUUGCCUGCGAGGAGGACUCGGUGACGUGCGUGCGCUCCUUGUUGAGCACAAAGAUGAGUAAUGAACCUACUCAGGACGAUGACAAGCACGACAACAAGGUCAAUGGCGUGAUUGACCGCUCUUCCGGGAAGACGGCUCUGCAUUUUGCUGCUGAAAGCUUGAGCCGGGAAACUGUCGAUCUUCUUCUUGCCUAUGGGGCGAAGGCGGACGUGAAGUGCAAGCAAGAGAAGACGCCGCUGGAGCUAGCGCUUGGCAAUCACAGGUUGCAAUUGGAAGUGGACUGGUCUCAGAAUGCCCGAGACGCUCUAGGCGAGCUUGUUCGACAGCUGCACGACAAGGAUGUGUCUGUAGUUCGGGCUCUUGUGAAGUGUGGUAGUGAUGCAGCAGCUCAGAUUGCGUACGAGAAGGCAAUGAGUGGGCACCUUACCAGUCUGGCUAUUCUCUUGGUUGCGGGAGGGCGACAAAUCGUCGACUCCGUUCACCGCAGUCGGACGGAAGGGAGCUCUCCGACGCUUGUUGAUGUGCUGGUUCGCAUGGCCGUUGACUUAUCAUUCAUUGUUACGCCACAAGAAGCGGCAGACGUGCAGCGUGCGGUGUCUCUGCUUGUUAAAGCUCCCUAUUUCCGUACAAAGAAAUGCAGGGACUCCUUGGACGUCUUGAUAGGCAUGGCCUCUUCGAGAAAAGAUGAGAGGAUGGGAGGUGAGCACAUGACAUUGUGUGAUGGAGAUGGCGACGAAGGAUUCAACAAAGAGUGUGAUAGCUCUUUUUCGUUCACGGCUGGGAAAGCCGUUCAUAACUUGAAAGAGGCGAAGUCGGUUGGUGCUACGACUGAAUCGUGCGAGAAUCUGACGGAAACAAAGAAGCCCGACGAUGGUGAUGACCCUGGCUUCGGGCCGGGUUUGCCGAGUGGAAGGAUUAGUCGACGGGUGGCGUUGAGAGGACUGGAGCUGGUUCUGUUGUGGAAACCCAACUUGGGAAGAAGCAAUGCUACCGUUGCUACGCUCUCAGCUCAGUCAGCUGGCAGUGUCCAUUCACCGCUGAUUCUUGCCGCACAGGCAGGUGAUGAUGUCGUGGAGGCUAUGCUCUUGGAUGCUGGAGCUCCUGUCAACGGGACAGACGCAGAUGGCAACACCGCGUUGCACUGGUCUUUGGCUACCAAGCAGGGUUCGCUGAGUAUCAAGGUUGUGAUAAAUCUGAUAGAGGCUGGUGCUAACUUGCUUUUGGGGAACAAGCUUGGUGCGACGGCGUUUCAUUUCGCAGCCAGUCAAGGGCAUGCAGAGGCCCUUAAGCUUCUUCUCAAGUCCAAUCCGGAGGGAGCUCACUCCGUGGUGUUUUCCACGAGGGAGACUCCUCUGUUCUUUGCAGUGAAGAACAGGCGUCUGGAAUGUGUGCGUCUGCUGAUGAAGUACGGGGCUCGUGUUGACAUUAUGAACAUACGGAAUGAGCGACCGGUUGAUGUGGCGCAAGGUGCAGAUGUUUGUGAACUGCUUGUCGCUGGAGUGCAGUGCUGUAUCGAUGAUUACAACUUUUUGCAAUGCAAUCACGAAAGGGAGCUGAUCGUGAUGAGAAAGAAGACUUCAGAUGCGAAUGGACCUGCUUUGCCACCCCUUGCUCAGCCAACAAGUCUGAAUCUGCCAGGGCCGCUUGCAGCUCUCAAGCUGAAGAAAAGGGGUAUGAUGUCAACAAAGAGGUCUGGGUCAGAGCCAGACCUCAAUGAAAGCAUACAGCAGCAAAGUGCAAGGGCAUUUGCACCCCAGAAGAGUGAGCUUUGCCGAUACUUCAGCAUGCCAGGUGGGUGUGUGAGGGGAGAGAGUUGCUAUUUUGCACAUGGCGAAAAGGAGCUUUUGAAGUCUCGAGCUCCGCCGCUCAGUGAUGCUGUACACGGUGUCAACAACAAAGGAAAGGAGAAUGAGGGCCUUGGACGAAAAGUCUUUGUUGGAGGUCUCUCGCCAUUUGUUGAAUCAGAUGAUUUGCGAGAGUUUUUUGAAGAGAAUUUUGGACCUGUGGAAGACGCAAUUGUGAUUGGAUGUCAGGUUGGACAUCGUGUACAGUCCAGGGGCUUUGGGUUUGUCACAUUCAAGCAUGAGAAGUCCGUUAUGGAGGCAAUCAAGGCUCAUUAUGUCAAUCUUCUUGGCAAAAAGGUGGAGAUAAAGGGUGCAAUUCCUCGUGCCCUUCUGUCAAUGGUUGGAGGAAACGCCAACUCGGUGAAGUACGAGGCACUCCUUGCAGCUGCUAUGCAGCAGAAGGAAGUUGGAAAAGUCAACACUGGAUCCCCUCUGGAUGGCAAUGGCCUUUUUGAAGCAAGCUUGUUGGAGGCAUUGGGAGAGAAAGGAGCUUAUAACGCUUAUUUAUCACAAAAGAUGGGGUCAGGGCUGGGAUCGAAGCUCUCCCCUUUUAAGCAGGGGGCUGGCAGUCCCACACAUGGUGAGAGCUCGUCUACCGGUGGGAGCACAAUAACAUCGGACAAUGCCCGCCGUUCCUAUCAAUGUGGUGAAGAUGGGGACAAUUCCCCUGAAUUCUCUGGUGGUAGCAUGGAUUCCACAGCAGCUGCACCCUCUCUGGCAUUUUGGAGCACGGUUCCAAGUGAGAGUGAGUCACCACUGGCUACAGCAAGUAUGUGCAGCAAUGACGAGGCAACAUCUGCUCUACGCACAGCUGGUGCCAGUGCUCACACCCCACCGCUGCUCCCCGUUCUCACACCUGGUACUGAGCCGAAGUGGUACCUACGGUUCAAAGCCUGGUUGCAGGAAUUUCUUCCAGGUGCAGUGGCACGGCUUCCAGAAGGAGAGUACUAUCCAUUGUCUGCCUUGAAGGGCGACUUCCGGGCAACCUGUGGAAUGGAACUUGACCAUGUAGAAUUGGGGUUCAACAAGCUCAGCGACUUCAUCCGCUCCUUCUCGGAUUUGUGCAGGAUUAAAGUAGUACCUGUUGGGAGAGGAACUGCUGCUACACAUAUGGUGCUGCUGCCUCUUGCACAGAGAGUCCAUCAGUCUCCUGGUGCAUGUGGGAGCUCAUGUGUGUCCCCAAGCAGCGCUACCAAAACAAGAGGAUCUAUCUCCUCAGAGAGCUCACCAGAGCAAAACCAGGCUCUUGAGAUGUCAAUGGGUGGUUCACGUGCCCUCAAGGACCAGCUUGGCUUCCAUCCAGAAAUCUUGUUUCCUUUCCAGAAAGGACCUGGAUAUGGGUACUGCAAUGCAGCUCAUGGCCUUCAAGGUGGGAACUUUGCACAAUCAAGUCCUCAGCCCUUGCGGAAGAAUGCCAGCUUUGACUCGAGAGAGAUGAUUCAAGGCAGUCAAGGUGGAUGGAUGCAACCCCGUGGUGGUUAUGGGAUGACAGACUUCGAGCGUGAUAUGGAGCAACUUACGUAUGCAGAGCAAAUUGCUGCUGCAUCAGCUGCAGCUGCAGCAUCUGCAGGACAAGCAGCAGGGUGGGGGGUUGGACCACCAAGGUCUCUCCAUGCAUCUGCCAGUGGACUGCAAGGCCGUCCAACGGGCAUCAAUCAUCCGUUAGCAAGCAAGGGAUCAAGAUCUAUGAACCAUCUAUCGGAUGCAAUGGCUUCUGCGAACAGAAUCCCCUCUCACAUGGGAAUGACUGGGCACGCAGCCUCCGGAGAAGGAGCAGGAGCAGGACAAGAGGACAGCCAAGGCUUUCCAACAGCUCUGAGUACUCCAGUCUAUCACCCUAUAGGGAGUGCAUAUAAUUCCGGUAGCAUGACACCCCUCGCAACCGCAGGUCCCACAGCGGCAAGAGGACAAACUCUGCCUUGGAAUCCCGCAGAGGACCCAGAACUGUUGUCAGAGCUGGUAUCUCUCUUGAACCAGGGUGAACAGACACGCCGCUCCCAUCAUGACCUCUUAGGCAGUCGUCCGCCACAGCCUGGUGCUCGACAACGGCUGGGUUCUUGUCCAGGAAGCAGCUACGGCAGGUCGUACUUGAGCCAGCAGCUCACUCAGGCUUCCUUUCUGCACGAUGCAUCAAACGUUGACUCGGGCCUUGGAGGACCAUUCCAGCGUCAUAAUCAGAGUCCUCAGUUGCCUGAAAGCAAUGAUGGUUCUCAGACUUUUGGUACUCUAGGGCAAGGCAACAAGAAAUCCGAGGCAGAUACUUCGGAUGGUUCGGAAGGAUUCAUGAGCCAGAGCAGACUUGGAAGGUUUCUACAGAGGAAGCAGUCUCCUAUCCAGGAUGAGAGUCCUGGACUAGGUGAGAAAUCCAAUUCGGAUGUUGGGUUGGGAGGCAGUGCUGGACAAAACCCCAACAGGCCUGCAGGCAGUGAUGAUGCUUCAGCUCUCCUGUCAGCAGCUUCGGCUCGAGGAUCGCAUGGUGGUGGUGGCGCAAGUACGGAUUCCUGCCUUCCAGCACAGCAGCUGUGGCAGCAGUCUGGCAUGGAUACAUCGGCAUAUAGCACAAGCAGAGUCAAGAAUGACACGCAGAUGCUUUUUCCUGGGGCGCCUAUGUGGUCGAGUACAGCAUGGCCCACAGCAUGGAAGGACUUCCCUGGCCGGAAGGCAAUAUCUCACCCUCCUACACCACCCUCGGGUAUUCAGUACAGGUUCUAGUCGCCGAGUUGUGUAAUUAACGGAUGGUCAUUGGCCACUGCAUUUGCUCGCAUGGUAGGGCAUUCAUUCUCUGUUACGAUGUUUGUAUGGAGAAUGCAUACUGUUCGAGUGAGCCACAGCGACGCUUUGUGGUUGUCUGCCUUUGCACCAGGAUGAUCCUUGAUUCGUUCCCCUGACCUUGGCUUUUGCCCCAGCAUGCUGCACGAGGGAAGCUUGACAUUGUGAGAUCCCCUUGCAGUUGAUUGUUUUUCGUCAUGGGGCAUCGGCACUCCAGUCGCAACAUGUGCAAAAUGAG
Messenger RNA from Chara braunii, 5758 nucleotides. Lineage: Eukaryota; Viridiplantae; Streptophyta; Charophyceae; Charales; Characeae. The record is from the annotation of a GenBank genome assembly.